Molecule: messenger RNA, 4739 nt
Organism: Salarias fasciatus (jewelled blenny)
Lineage: Eukaryota; Metazoa; Chordata; Actinopteri; Blenniiformes; Blenniidae
Gene: trim36
Product: tripartite motif containing 36
Exons: 14
Coding region: 25-2361 (778 amino acids)
Biological process (GO): acrosome reaction; spindle organization
Cellular component (GO): acrosomal vesicle
Molecular function (GO): zinc ion binding; ubiquitin-protein transferase activity; protein binding
Source: RefSeq, a predicted model, not a curated record
UCUGUGUCUCGUGCAUCCGUCACCAUGUCGGACUCCGAGGACAUCACGGAGUUCGCCAGCAUCGUGGAGCGCAUCGAGCGGGGCGAGGUCCCCAUCAAGAACAUCGAGCGGGAGCUGAUCUGUCCCAUCUGCAAGGAGCUCUUCACCCACCCGCUGAUCCUGCCCUGCCAGCACAGUGUCUGCCACAAGUGCGUCCGCGAGCUGCUGAUGCUCAACCAUGAGGACUCUUUCGACGCCGGGUCCGAGUGCUCCCUGCCCGGCAGCCCCAGGUCCAGGGUGCCCUCCCCCUCCAUGGAGAGGCUGGACAGGCUUGUGAGAUCAGGUCCUCGGAAACGGAGCGGAAAUAGCGGCUCGCAUACCGAGAUAAAUCCAGCACUCCUCGCUUCCCCUGUCCCCCACAAACGUUCAAUCUCGUCACAGGGGUGGCGCAGGGGCUCGGUGACCCCUCGGGUCACCACCAUCCCGUGCCCAGGAUGCCAGCACGACAUCGACCUGGGCGAGCGCGGCAUCAGCAUGCUGUUCCGCAACUUCACCCUGGAGAGCAUCGUGGAGCGCUACCGCCAGGCCGCCCGCGCAGCCAUCGCCAUCAUGUGCAACAUCUGUAAGCCUCCACAGCAGCAGGAGGCCACGAAGAGCUGCAUGGACUGCAAGGCCAGCUACUGCAACGAGUGCUUCAAGCUGCACCAUCCCUGGGGCACGCCCAAGGCUCAGCACGAGUACGUGGGUCCGACCACGAAUUUCAGGCCCAAGGUACUCAUGUGUCCCGAGCACGAGAUGGAGAAGGUGAACAUGUACUGUGAAGUCUGCCGACGGCCUGUUUGUCACUUGUGCAAGCUGGGAGGAUCCCACGCCAACCAUAAGGUCACAUCCAUGAGCAGUGCCUACAAAAUCCUCAAGGAAAAGCUGGCCAAGAGUAUCCAUUACCUCAUCAGUAAAGAGGACCAGGUCAGGACUCAGAUUACUGAGCUGGAGCAGCUCAUCAGCCAGACUGAGGAAAAUGGCCAGCUGGCAGAGCGUCGAGCCAACGAUCACUUUGAGCGCCUAUUUGAGACUCUGCAGGAGAGAAAGUCAGAGAUGCUCAGAUCCAUUGAACAGUCCCGUAACCGCCGACUGGACCAACUCAGAGGCCAGGUGGAGGAGUAUCAAGGCAUGUUGGAGAACAGCGGGCUGGUGGGAUACGCUCAGGAGGUCCUGAAAGAGACGGAUCAGUCUUGUUUCGUACAGACGGCAAAGCAGUUGCAUACCAGGAUCCAGAAAGCCACAGAGUCUCUGAGGACCUUCCACCCUGCAGCUGACCCCUGUUUUGAUGAGUUUGUUUUGGACACGUCCCGAGAGGAAACCCUGCUCAAAGAGAUGUGCUUUGGAGGAGUUCCAGACCCUCCUUUAAUUGACCUGUCAAGCAGCAAAGUCUAUAAUGAAGCCAUGAUCUGCUGGAGACUGUCUGAUGACCACUUACCUACAGAUCAUCACAUCCUUGAGUACCGCAGACUCAGAGGCUCAAGCCAGUCUCCAUCCCAAGAGGACGGUGAGGACAGUGGAGCGUGGAGGACGACAGACAGGGUGUACGGUCCCAGCACGGUGGUGUGUGACCUGGAGGCCGACAGCCUGUAUUCAUUCAGAGUCCGAAGCUGCAGGAACUCCAUGUUCAGCCCCUACAGCCCAGAGGUCACCUUCCACACUCCACCUGCUCCCGCUUUCGGUUUUCUGUUCAACGACAAGUGUGGCUUCAGCACGGAGCGACUGAUUCUGAGCAAGCGGCGGGACGCCGUGGAAAGCGUGGCGGGCAUGGCCUUCCUCCUCGCAGCAGAUCGUGUGCAGACGGGCAGCUACAUCGGCCUCGAUUACAUAAUUGGCGACACUGGGAUCUCUCAGGGAAGACACUAUUGGGCCUUUAAGGUGGAGCCGUACUCCUACAUGGUUAAAGUUGGCGUGGCCUCAGACACAAAGCUGCUUGAAUGGUUUCAUAAUCCAAGAGACACAAGCAGCCCAAGGUAUGACCAUGACAGCGGACACGACAGCGGCAGCGAAGACACGUGCUACGAGCUCUCGCAGCCCUUCACCCUCCUCACUCUGGGCAUGGGCAAGCUCUUCAUCCCAAAGUCCUCCUCAUCCUCCUCUGUUUCCUCGGCCAACGCGUCGUUCGGCGACCCCGGCAGCCGCGUGCUCCCCAUGCCGCAGCGCCUGGGCGUAUGCCUCAACUACGACGCGGGCCGGGUGUACUUCUUCGACGCCGACACCAUGAGGUGCCUUUACGAGAGGCAGGUGGACUGUUCGGGAACCAUGUAUCCGGCGUUUGGCCUCCUGGGCAGCGGCAAAGUGCAGCUGGAGGAGUUUGUUGCCGCCAAGAGACUGACUUUCUGAGGGGCAGCGGUGCAAUCAGACCUCAAGGAAGGAGCAAGGUUUUACUUACAGGGUGACGGCGUGCAGUUCAAACCAUGGUGAUUGAGGGUCAGAUGAGGCAGACACGAUCGGGAUCUUUUGCAAAUAAUGUGAAGCUGAGAUGUCUGUCGGAGACUGGCCCGUUUAGAGUCGGCAUGCAUAAUGUAUGAUUAAGGUCCUCAGAGGCUAGUUCAGAUAUAAAAAAAAUUCUUCUCUAAUUACCAAAGUCUCUGCAUCUGCUAAUUGUAUUCCACCUGGGUUUAACUGUCACCUGUGAGAAGCUCUUCAUGUGGGAUUGGCUGCACAUUUAUUCUGCGGUCACUUUAAAUCUUGAUUUUUAUCAAUAAACGCCUUUGAUCUCACACCGACACUUCCUCUUCUGCCGGGCUUAUAUUUAUAGACUAAUGUGUACAUAGUGAUAAUUACUGGGUGGUAUUUGUUUGCUGUUUUCUAUAAUUACUUGUCAAAAAGUAGCAGCAUAGGUGGAUAUGUAAUCUUAGUGGACCUGAGAGAGCCUUGUAGCUACUUUUGAAACUAGCGCCUUUGUGCCUUUUUUUUGUUAGAAAAUGGGUCACUUAGUUUGCUCUAACAAGCUGACAUUACUGUCAUUGCACAAGAAUUAUGGAAAUGCUUCGCAGCAAAGAUACCAUAUGUGUGUAUUUACUGUAGUAGUCUGAUCACACUGGUGUAAAAGGGUUUUGGUAUUAAUUCUUCUUUGCAUAUUUACUCUACUUUAUCCUAGAAAACACUACUUGUCAGUUAUGUUCAGCUGUUUUUUUUUCUUUUUUGCACAAUACAAUGCGUGAAUCAUCACACAGGAUGAACUUUACAAUCAUCACAUGAUCACUACCUAAGUAGCCUCUUCACUUCACUGGUUGUCAACACGCAGCCUCUUCAGUGUGUCUCUUUCACUCUCACAAGUGUCAACCUUCACUCACUGAAUCCUCGAGUAGUUACUUGGAUUCGUAAGCGUCUCGUUAUUUCCACUGACACUGAAUUCGACACGCAACUACAGCACCGCUUACUUCACCAGCUGCAGUCACCAAAGCUGCUUUUUUUUUUUUUUUUGGUUCCGGUGCUGACUUCGGUGCAACCCACAGCCUUUAACCUUUCUCACCUACAGUUGUUCAGGUUCUUACAAGAAGUGCUAUCAUGAAACAAACCGCUCGCUCCCUUCUGCUGUCACUACCGUUAUUUACUUAAUAAGCGUAGCAUGUGAACGUCUCAUUGUUCGGCUGUUAAACACGGUUCCAAAUGACUGACUGGCUUCCACUGAAUGAUUCAGUUCAGAUGUUGACUCUAAGAAAGCACACAAGACUUGUUUGUGAUCACAUUAGUUUUCUUUUCUUUUGUUUUCUGUACAGAGACAUGCUGUGUAUGUGCCUGCACAUUGAGUUUGUUUGUACGUUGAAAUAUGUUUUUGAUUUCUGGAGGUUUAGGGAAAUCUGCGUACGUGUGUUUUCUCAGGUUUCUGGCCCUGACCUGGGCCUGAUGCUACCUACUACCUCUGUUCGUCAGGCCUGGAAAACCUUAACUACUGUACCUUCCCUUACAGAAACAAGUUCGGUUUGAUUUGCAGCUUGGUUUGCGUCGGUCUCUUCCGUAUCUCCGCCUUCUCUGUCAUGUCACAUAAGCUGAUCUUUUCAAAGUGUGCGAUUUUAAAUUCCAUGUACAUAAUAAUCCAGAGUCUGUUAUUUUCGGUGAAAUAAAGUGCAUCAUAAAUGUUCUUGUGAUCAGUUGGUGUUCGUUUGUGGAUCACUUAAAGGAAAUUACUGUAAGUAGGUUCAGCUGCCUUUGUCAGGAUUUUAUUUUUUCCUCCAAAGUGAGAACCAUUUCUUCCUCUAUGUAGUAUCUGUUUAAAAUAUGGAGUAUGGGAUAUAUAUAGUUUUGUGUUGGGUCUAAAACAUUUAAUAAAUCCGUGCCGACAUUUACCUGCAUAAACGCUGGGAAUUCUCCAUGUUGAAUAUUUAUUUACUGUGCUUGUGUUUAUAUUUUGUCUCACAGGUAUUCACAAAUUUUCACUGGGUCUGAACUCUGGCUCCUGUGUGUUAAAAGAACUGAGUUCUGUAACAUCUACUUAACACAUCUAUGCAUCUAAGAAUUGGCAGGACAUGUUCAGAUUUAUAUUUUUAAUCACCGAAUGUAAUCACAAAUAACUGAAUGUCCUACUGUGAGUGUUCUCCCCUCCCCACUUGGAGUCAUGGUGCAUUUGUAUGUGCAGAAAUCCUACAGACGUCUUGCAGUUUCAAUAACAAGGCUGAUCCCGGAAUGAAAUGCAUUCUCUGGCUGGCUUUUCAGUAACGAAUUUAAAACCAAAUAUUGUGCGGGCUGGCUCUUAAUCCAAUCUCAAGCUAGCACUU